Cuscuta epithymum is the source of this 4257-nucleotide messenger RNA. NCBI's taxonomy places the organism in Eukaryota, Viridiplantae, Streptophyta, Magnoliopsida, Solanales, Convolvulaceae. The record is from the annotation of a GenBank genome assembly.
CAAACAUAUAAUAGCAAUCCUAAUUUUCCAAUUUCAUAAAGAAUUAUAGUUCAAAUUUCAAAGUUUAAUUUCAAGAUUUCAACUUUUUGCAGUUCUUUGGCCGUUUCUUAUAUUCGGGUCCAUUGAGAAUUUUUACUCUGUGAACCUGCAAAAUACACGAGAGUCAGAAUAGAAUACAAUAUCCGUGGUGGUUAUCGAUUUAGGUUAUACGCAGAAACGAGGCAAUCAAACUCCCCACAGCAAAAUUAUUAGUAUAAAAUCUGAAAAUAUUCAGACCCACAAAUCUGUUCUUCCCACUAGGGUAUGGUACGUUGCUUGCAGACAGUUGAAUUUGCAGAAACUUCCCAAAAAUUACCAGCGCUGAAUCAUUGCUAGCUUGCUACAGUUCUGGAUAAGUUCAAACUAUCACAUCAUAGAAAGGAAGUGAAUUUCGCUGACUUAAUUCUCUGCUUUUUUAGAAGAAAUUGAGUUGCAGAGACACGCGAUGAAUCACCGCCUUCCGGAUUUCGACAUGGAUGAGGAAUUCAAUGUUCCUCACACCGCCACUUCUUCCUCUGGUUCGACCAGACAUAAUAAGAAGCCUGCAAUGUAAGUUUUAUGCUCUCUAUCCCUGUGAGUUGCGGUGGAAGUCAAUUGGAGGUAGGGGUUUAAUUUGAUUUUGAAUACAGGGAUGAAGAGAAUAUCAUGGAGCUUCUAUGGCAGAACGGUCAAGUCGUUAUGCAUACUCAAAACCAGAGAUCCUAUCAUAAACCAAUCUUCUCCAGCGACGCGGCAAUUCCCGCUGAGCAGCCCGCGGGCAGACAGAUUCGACUGCCGGGAGAAGAAACGUCGGCGGCGAACCAGCAUCUGUUCAUGGAGGAGGAUGAGAUGGCGUCUUGGCUCGACUACCCUCUCGAUGAGCCCUCCUUUGACGACCGUGAUCUCUACUGCUCUGAUCUCCUUUAUCCGCCUUCAGCUACGACGUUCGCUCCUCCCCUGCGCGCCGCCGCCUCCGUCCCUACACGCGAAAUCCGCUCGCCUGUAGCCGAGAUCCGUCAGGCUCGGAUUCAUCUGCCGCCAUCGCAGACCCCACCUGUACCUCUACCCAAACCUCCCGAGGCUCAAGGUGCGCCACGCGUCCAAAACUUUGCCCACUUUGCGCGACUGCAUAGAGGGAGGAUCGAACCGGUGCCGUUGAGUUCGAGCAAGGCGCCGAUAGAAUCGACGAUCGUGGACUCGAGCGAGACCCCUCAUGUGGCAGAAAGUGUGACGCCGGUGUCUGGCGGGAAGUUAAGCGGCACAGUGGACACAGGUUCGUCACCGAGAGGUAAAAGGGAUGAAAAGGUAUCGUGCGAGCAAACGGUAACGUCAUCUCCCGGAGAUUCAGGAGGCAGCGGCAGCCCGGAGCCGCCCCAAAACGCAGCGGUAGAUGACCGGAAGCGUAAGGGAAGAGCAGCCGACGAGACGGAGGGCCACAGUGAGGUAAUUAACCAGUCUCUUAUUCUCGCUCUUUAACCGUUUGGGUGGAAAGUUAGUAAAAUGCGGUUCCGCCACGUGUGUAACUUUGUCCCAAAAAGUAAUUUUACCGGUAACGGUAAAAAUUGGCAAGAUUUGCUACAGUAAUUAAUGCUCUCAUUUCACAUGGCUUGUCUGUCCCUGUUUAUUCAUAUCCUAGUACUAAAUAUUUUUCAUAUUCAAACCCGAUUUUUGUGAUUCAAUUCAACUGUUAGUUUAUUUUUUUAAAUGUACUCCUAGUGUGUUAAUGGUAAAUUAUAAUUUACUUCGCGUAUUUUAAUACGUAGUACUUCCUUCGUCCCAAUUUGUUUUGCAAAGUCAACAAUUUUUGGCCAACCAAUAAUAAAAGUCAACUCUCCCUAUGGAUAAUUAAUUCAAUUUUUAAUAAUUAAAAUUUACAUAUUCAAAAAACUACAUUAAAAUCUCUUCAAAGUUGUAAACUCCAAAUUAGAAAAUAAUUAAAAAUUGACAUCCUAAUUAAGUGAACAAAACGAGACUGUUUGACUAAGAAAAGUCAAAUUUGCAACUCUUUUUGGGACGGAGGUAGUAUAAAGAAACUAGCGUUAUGGCUUUAUGCUUAGUCAAGCUUCAUAAACAGUUAGGGACAAGUUAUAUGGACGGUGGGAGUAAAGCUUUUGAAACGUAUGCAUCAUAAUAUUUGUCUCCAUGCUAUGGCGUCAAUCUAAAUUGGAGCCUCCGUACAGUAGUUAGAGUUGAAAUGGACACAGCCAUAGAACUUGGAUAUUUUGUGUCUGAAACUGCAUGUGAACUUAAUUGCACCCACUUAUAUUUCUGGCAUUUUAUAGGUUGAUUGCAAUCAACACAUCACACUUAUUUGUAACCUUAUUUUGCAAAAUGGUCAUUUUCAUUGGACACAGUUUGUCUCGUCAUGAUUCUUGUUUAACACAAGCAAAUUUAGAAAGGAGUCUCUUUUUGUGGGGAGUAAUGAUCUUUGAAGCUGAAAAUUUGAGAGUCGACCAAGUAAACUUGAUUACACUGGAUCCCAUGUUGCGCUCUGGAUUUUUGGUUUAUGAGUUUUAUCUUCUAGUUUUUGUGUUUCUUUUUACUCAAGCUCUGAUUUAUUUAUUGAAUUGGCAAAGUUUUUCCAUCAUUUGCCAUGGAAAGACUCACUAUUUUUUGGUUUGGAAAUAUCAUGGAAUAAAGCAAAACCGUUCACUAACCUGUCGGUGCUUCUUUGUUAUGAAGCAGCCGUCAGUUCAUGCAAUUUCCGACGUGAUUUUCAUUAUGGGUCAUCCGGAAACAGUCUCUGUGUUUUAGUGCAGAGGUAAGACUGCCUACAUCCGACCCCCUUACCCAGCCGUAGGUGGGAGCCUUUGCGGCACUGGGGUAAUGAUGAUGAUGGUUAAAUUGGCAAAGUCUAUUCCAACACCGUAGCCAACUUUGCCUUUAAACAAACUUGUUCUAUCUUUUUGGAGGGUUCAAAACGCUUGUUCGGCUGGUGGUGCACACUUGAGUAGAGGGCAAUGAUUUUGUGCAAACAUAAGAGAGUGUUGUAUCAUACGGAGAUAUGGACUUAGAGUCUGUUGAUACAAAGAAGGAUGCGCGUGGUUGCCCUUCAACAAAGAGAUCUCGGGCUGCACAGGUCCAUAAUCUCUCAGAAAGGAGGCGGCGUGAUAGGAUUAAUGAAAAGAUGAGGGCCUUGCAAGAACUCAUACCGCGCUGCAACAAGUCAGACAAAGCUUCAAUGUUGGAUGAUGCAAUCGAGUACUUGAAAUCCUUACAAAUGCAAGUGCAAAUGAUGUCCAUGGGAUGUGGCAUGGUCCCAUUGAUGUAUCCCGCCGGUAUGCAGCAGUAUAUGCAAACGAAGAUGGGUAUGAACAUGAUGGGGAUGUGCAUGGAUAUGGGCAUGAGUCGCCCUCCCAUGGUUCCUCCAUAUUCAGUACCACCACCACCACGAACACAUCUACCCGGUUCAUCAAUGCUAACAAAUCCAACUACGGCAGCACAGAUGAACACCCCAAGGUUUCCUAUCCCACCACCAUCAUUCCCAUUUCCUGUACCACCAGAUCCUUCUAGAGUACCCACAUCAGGUUCCAUGUUAACCCCACUUGUCUCCCUUAAUCCUAACCAGCAACAAAUACCAAAUUUUGUAGAUCCAUAUCAACAACUUCUUGGUGUUCACCAGGCACAAGUUAUGUUGCCUCUGAAUCAAACAGUGGAACGUCCUAUUUUAAACAAGCCAAGCAGCGGCAAAGAUCUUGGGAAUUCAGGGAGUCAUGAAUCUUGUGCACCUUGACUGAGAUUUUUAAAAGCAGCAUUUCAUUUGGGAAUAAAUGGUGUGAUGUUUCAAAAUGCUUUGGAAAUAUAAGACUCAUAGGAGACAUGUGUUGAAUGACAAGAAUGAAGAGUGCACAUUAAAGAUGGAGGUCUAUGUAACACACUGUGGUUGACAAUUUUCCAGCACAUCAUUAAUGGGAAUGUCAACUAACCAAAUUUUGCAGAGUAAGAGAAGUAAUAAUGUGAAUGUAGCCUAAAUCUGCUGGCCAGACGGCCAUCAUGUAACUUGUUAUGAAAUUUCCUCUUUUUCAUUGUGGCUUUUAAUACAAUGAUAAGUUGAAGCCUGAAGGUCUGUCAGUCUGUGUAUAUAUUACUACCAUGAUUUUAGUUGAGUUAUCAAAGAAAUCAUUGCCUUCGUGUUUAAAAUAGCCAUAAAACACUUGGGCAUACUGAUUUUUGUUUGCUUCUUGACUCAUUUCUUGUCCUGGUCCCUUCUAUUAAGAAAGUGUACUAAAGUUUAUUUUG